CUACAGAACGCGUAUCUCAUUCCUAAUGUCACGCACGCCCAUGAAAAGCAUGCUGAAAUUCACAGACGCCCAGCCCACAUAGGAUAAGCGGCUCGCUAAGUCUGCCUCGGCGGCUUAUAGCGACUUCGUAGUUUACAAUGCGUCUGCGCACCGUGGGUGCGCUGCUGGCAGCACUUGUGUUGCUGGCGCAGUCGCCUGUGCCAAGUUGGGGCAGUCGCGACGGCUCCCAGCCGCAAGCCGCGAGCAGCGGCAGUAGCAGCAGUAGCAGCAAUGCCGGCGGCGCCACGGAGUCGGCGCAGACGUCCACGCCGGCUACCGACGAGGACGCUAGCGGCAGCUUUGGCUCGGACCUAGGCGCCGCGGCCGCGGAGCUCCUCAACCCGCGCAGCUGGGACGUAAUCGCACCGGAGGUGGUGCUGCCGACGGAGCGCGGCAGCCAUGGGCGCGUUAGCUCCGACAAGCCCGCAACAACGGCUGGCGCCAGCCACAAGAGCGCUCGCGGCUCCUCCCCCGACCCCUGCAGCCACCAGCACACGGCUCACGAGCGUCACGGCCACGCGGUGCUCAGCCGCGCUGUGGGGCUGCUGCGCGGCGCGGCGGGCGCGCUGGCGGUGCGCCUGCGGGAGGCGGCGCAGCGGGCGGGCGGCGGGGUGCUGCGUGGCGUGGAGCACACCGCUUCGGACAUGGCGCACGACCUGCGUGAUCCGUCCGCCUGGGAGGAGAACCCCUGGGUGGCGGAGGAGGUGCAGCGGCUGCUCCAGGAGGAGAGGGACCAGGGCCACACAGGCCAGCAGCAGCAGGGGAGCAAGGAGCGGCAGCAGAGCGGGCAGGCAGGCGACGGAGCAGUGGCGGCGGGCCCGCACCCGCGGGGCGGGGCGGGGUGCGGCGUGGGCAGCCUAGCGGCGGCGAUGGGGGUGGAGGGCCACGUCCGGGCGCUGGUGAAGGAGCUGCACACCCUUGUCGCUACGCUGGAGGCCCUGUCCCGCCCUGCAGCGGACCUCAGCAGCCCGCAGCAGCUGCAGCCCUUGGCUGACGGCGCCGCGGCCGCACGCCGCCACACCGAGGACCUGCGGCUGGCCCUGCAGGCGGCCGCCGCCGCCGGGCCUGCGGAGACGGAGCGCCCUGGCGAGGGCGAAGCGGGCGCACCGCUGCCGUCUGCCGCUGCCGCAAUUGGGCCGUGGCUUGUGGAGAUCAUAGAGUACACAGAACGGCAGCUGGGCCACGCAGAGGAGCUGGUGCGGGCAGCCCUGGGUUACGGCGAGCACGGCGCCGCGGCCACUGCGCACGACAUCGUUUCGGCUGCUGCGGACUGGGUCCACUCAGCCAUGGUGCUGCUGCGCGAUACCGCCACCCCCGCCCCCACCGGCAGCGGCACCUCCGCACCCCCACGCCCGGUCACCGGCACCGCGCCGGCUGCCGCCGCUGCCGGGGCCGCGCCGCUGGCGUCUGCCCUACUCGGCAAACACCGCAGUGGCCAGCAGCACAGGGAGGCAGCGGGGAUGUGCGGCGGCUCGGCAUCGGACUCGGCCAACAGCUUUGAGACCUGCUCCUUCGCUGACAUGACUGUGCCAGUAGCUGGCAUGCCGCCCACGCCCCACCUUCCCGCGAGCUUUGAUGAGCUGCCGGCGGACGCCGGGGCCGCACGCGCUGUGCUGUCCACACUGCCGCCUGCGACGCUGGCGGUGGUGGGGCGGGAGCUGCUGGUGGGCGCUUGCGGCGAGGCGCAGCGCCUGAAGAAUCUGGCAGCGUUCCCGCAGGAGCACGGCGCGGGGAUGGGCGCGGCGGUCGAUGGGGGCGAGUCCUCAGUCAUCAGAGACAGAUUGUUCCUGGCCUUUGUGAAGGCGGCGAGCGACGCGCACGCGGCUCUGGAGCACCUCGAUGCCCACAAUGGCGAUGCCAUGCCCAGCUCCUCGACCCACGUGGCCACCGCCAUUGACGAGCUGCUCCGCUGCCGAGCCCGCCUCGGUGACUUGCUGCGGGAUGUUGCCGAGUUCUCACCCGCCGGUGCCACUUACCGGGCGCCCGAUGCCGCCGCCAGCCCCGAGCCACACCAGCAGCAGCCUCAGGCGGGCAUCGCGGAAGAGCCCACGGAACAGGGGGAGGAAGGGGAGGAGGCAGCACGCGGCAGGCAUAUCCCUGGCAUGGCUGUGAUCCAGGCCGCCUGGUCACGUGCCGCGCACGCUGCAGGGGCCCUGGGUGAUGCUCUUCACCUGCACCCAGGCUCCCAGGAUGCGGCGGGAGGUGGAGCUGGUUCGGAGGAGCGGCAGCAACAACAGCAGCAGCAGCGGAAGAGCUCUGCAUGGCCCUUCGGCGGCGCGGAAGCAUCCUACGUGACGGCAGCAGCCGCGGUGCUGGACGCGGAGGCGUUUGAUGUCGGCAAUGAGGCAGCUGGAAACCCCCAGCAGCUUCCGCAGCUCCCGGUCUAUCAUGCCCCUAAGCCGCCGCCGCUCCGCCUCACGGCGGCCUUGCGCGCCGCCAUGCAGCACACCGCGGACACCGCCGCCGCCGCGCGCGACCGUGUGACAGCCCUGCUGCACAACGCUGUUGCUGCGGCGUCCCAGGCUAUCGCUACCGCCAAGGCGGCCACGCUGCCCCGCCCGCCACGCCACCCGCACCCUGCGAUUGCCGCCCGCAAGGCGGCCGAGGCCGCGGCUGCAGCGGCGCAGGCUGCUGCGGAUGCAGCCGGCAGCAGCAGCCACAAGGCAUGGGGCGGCAUUCGCAGCAUCGGCGCGCUGCUGUGGGCGCCGGUGCAGGCGGUGCGGGAGCGGGUCGGCGGGUGGCACGGCCCAGCCCCGGAGGCUGCUACUGCCGGUGCUGGUGAUGCUGUAGCCGAUGCUACAGCCGAGGCGCUGGACGCCAAAUUGAUGCGCGUGUGGCGAUCGGCGGUGGAGCAGCUGGAGGCAUCGGCGGCUAGCUUUGACAGCGUACAGCGCAUGCUGCUGACCAUGCCCCGACUGGGCGCCGUGAGUGGGCUUGGUGCCGCCGGCGACACGCUUAUGGGCGGCGCCUCCGACGCCGCCGGCGCUGCCGGGCCGAAGCCCGGGCAGCCUCCUGCCACCCUCACGGUCGAGCCUUUGCUCAAGGCCUGCCGCCGCCGCGCCGUCACUGGCAUUGUGGGCGGCAGCGGUGAGGGACAGCAGCAGGACGCCGGGGCGGACGUGUGUGAAGACGAGGACGAGAACGCGACAGCGGCUGGCCACGCUUCCAGUGAUGGCGCAGCGCAGGCGAGUAGGGAAGCCGCCGUCAGCCCGAGCGCAGCUGCGCUGCGCGCGGUGGAGGCGGCUGGCGCAGCCCUGCAAGACUUCCUCUCCCGCACCGGCGCGCGCCUCGGUACCACUGCCCGCGGCCAGGCCACUCACGCGCAGGCCGCAGCCAAGGAAGCUGCGGGGGCGGCCGCGACUGCAGCCCACCAGGCGGGUGCGGCUGUUGCGGCCGCUGGCCACGCCACCCAUGAUGCGGUCGCAGCCGCUGCAUCUGCCGCGGGCAACACCGCCACAGCGCGUGCAGCGCAGCACGCCGCCUCCGCUGUGUGCCACGGCACGCAGCACGCCGCUCACGCGGGCGCAGAGGCUGCACAGCACGCCGUGGAUGGAGUCAACUGCGCCGCCCAUCGCGCCAGCGACGCCGUACGCGACUCCAUAAUGUGCGGAGCGACCAGUCUGGGCAGUGCCGCUGUGGGUGCGGCGGACAUGAUUCGUUCGGCCCGCCAUUCCGCCGGCUGCGCCGUCAGGGAUGCUGCGGCAGGCGUUGCGUCAGCGGCUGGAGGCGCAGCGUACCGACUGGGUGCGGCGGUGGUGGGGUCGCGGGAGCUGGCUGAAGACUCGGUCAAGCGGACGGCACGGGUGGCGCGGUCAGUCGCUCAGGCGAUGCGUGCUGCCGCGGAGGCUGCUGCCCAAGGCGUGGCGAGCGCGGGCAAGCAAGCGACGGGUGCUGUGGCGGGCGCGGGCCGCUCGGCUGCUGAGGAACUGCACUCGGCUGUGGGGACUGCUCAGCAUGAAGUUGAAGCGGCGGGUGAGGCCGUCAGGCACGGCGCCUCCUCGGCGGCGGACGCCGCCCGCAAGGCGGGACAGGCGACAGCUGGCGCAGCUGCAGCCGCCGCCGGGGCCCUGCAGUCCGGCGUAGGGCACGCAGGAGCUGAGGUGACCGGCGCGGCCGCAGAUGUUGCCCAAAAGGCGCAGCACGGCGCAGAGCACGCGGCGGAGAAGGUGGCAGAAGCAGCGGCGGAUGCGGCUCGCAACGCGGCCGGCGCCGCGGCGACGGUAGGACGGCGCACGGCCUGGCUGGGCGCCCGGCUGUGGCUCAAGGCCCAGUUUGCAUGGGUCAGCGCCCCCGUCAAGGCUGCGCGCGCUGUGUGGCGCGUCUACACACUGCCGAUAUGGCUGUGGCGGCGACUGCGUGACCUGCCGCCGCCGCUGGCGCUGGCGCCACCGCUCGAGCGCGCGGCGGAGGCUGUGGCCGGCAAGGUUGCAGAGACGGAGCGGCGCGGGGCGCAGUCAGCGGGCGAGGUGCUGCAGCGCCUGUCCGCAGCUGCUCACGUGCUGCCGCCGCCCAGCGCUCCUGAUGCCCGCAAGCUCCGCCGCGGUGACGCCGUUCUCAGUGGCGCCACUGCUGCAGCGGAGGACCUGGGCGCUGCUGUCGCCACCGCCACACGCGCCGCGGCGCAGCACGUCGCGGGCGCCGCUUCCGACGCCGCAGGCACGGCCACAGAGGCGGUGGCUGGGGCUCUCGACCAUGCCAGGGCCGCUACUGAAGGCUUUCUCGACGCCGCAGGCACAGCCCUGUCACCGCGGGAUGGCCACCACCACUUGGCGCCGCGGCACGCGCACCCGCAACUGCCUCAUGGCAUUCAGGCGGUGCGCGCCGCCGCCGCCUGCACGGCCGAAAACGCCUGGGAUGCGGCAUGCUGUGUUGCCGGCGCCGCGGCCGACAGUGCUGCGUGCUGGGGCGCCGCCGGCGACAUCCUCGCCCACGACGUGGUCUCCAGCGUCGCCAAGGGCGCGCACACCGUCGGCGAGACUAUGGCGGCGGUGCCGAGCGCGGCUGCAGCUGCUGUCAGCCGCGCGGCGCAGGCCGCAAGCGGAGCAGCCGGAGAUGCGGCGGCAGCGGUGAAAGGCGGCGUAGAUCGCGUGGCUGAGGCCACACGUGACGCCGCAGCGGCAGCACGGCUUGCGGCGGAGUGCGCUGCCGCUGGUGUCGGUUCGGCGGCUUGCAAGGCGCUGGAGGCCGUGCGCCUGGCUGCGGAAUGCGCCGCAGCGGGUGUGGGGUCAGCGGCGUGCAAGGCUGCAGAGGUUGCUGCCGCGGCAGCCCGUGGUGCCAUGCACAGUGUGGAGGGAGCCGCACAUCUGGUUGGCGACGCAGCAAUGGCCGCAGGCGCCAAGGCAAGGCACACGGCAGAGGCCGCAGCGGCCGCUACCGUAGCGGCUGCAGAUGCCGCUCGUAAGGCCACUGCGACUGCGGCGCACCGCGCAGUGGACAAGGCGGCGGCGGCAGGUGGGGCGGCCACCAGCGCUGCAGCAAGGGCGGCGCAGGCGAUUGAGAAUGCCAUGCGUGAUGCCGCAGCGGACGUAGCCGGCAGAACAGGUGUAGCAGCCUCGGGAGUGAAGCAUGCUGCCGCAAACGCCGCCCACGCAUUGGCGUCGGGUGCUGCGGCAGCUGGCCACGCGAUGGCAGACGCCACUGAGCGUGCCACAGAGGCUGCGUUCGCUGCGGCUUGGGAGGGGGUUGAGACGGUGGUGGACGCUGCGGCCACGGCGGCGGGCACUGCAGGCGCUGCGACCCGUGCGGCGAGGGAGGCUGCAACCAAGGCGGCCGCCGGGGUGGCCGAUGGCGCGGCGGCGGCGGCGCACGCGGCGCAGCGCGCCGCGGCAAAGACCGGCGCCACGCUUGGUGCUGCCGUGCGGGCGGGCCAGGAGGCCGCUGCGCACGGGGGUGAGGCGGUGGAGGAACACGCUGCUGCGGCUGUUGGUGCCGUUAGGGGCGCGAUCCAUGCAGCAAGUGAGGGCGCGGCGAGGUUGGGGCACUCCGCAGGCGCUGUUGGCGAGGAGGCAUUUGAGCGGCUGGCGGAUGCAGAGCAGGCUCCUGUGGGCGCGGCGGAGCGCGCGGCGGCGUCAGUAACCAACACGGCUGCAGCUGCGGCACGGGGCGCGGCGGCGGUUGCUAGAGCGACGGUUCAGGGCGGCAGACAACUCGCCAGCCACCUGCACCCGUCGCGGCCGCCUGCUUCUGCAGCCGGCCACGGGAAGGCGCAGCAGCAGCAACAGCCGCAACCAUCCGCGCCCCAGCCGCCGGAAUCGCGGCUGGCCUGCUCUGGGGAUGACUGCUUCGACCUGGCUGACACCCUCAUUGACAGCCUUCUCGCACCGCUGGGCUCGGCGGCCGCCGGUCCCGCUACAGCUGGUGCCGCCGCCGCAGCGGAUGGUGGAGGCGCUGGUGCCAGUUGGCUGGCUGCAGGCAGGCCGCCAGGUGGUGGCGCUGCGGUUAUAACGAUGACGAUGCCACGUGAUGAGUUGAUGGCGGUGGCGGCUGACUUGUACGGCCCGGUGGGCGCGGGGCUGGGCAGGGCUGACGUGGCGGCGGGCCUGAUGGCGGCUGCGGCGGCGGCGGGGGCCGGGGGCGGUGGUGGCGACGGUGAGGAGGGGGGUGGUCACGGCGGCGUGCUGGGCCGUGUGCGUGAGGCUGUGGCGGAGAAGCUGCAUGAUGCCGCGGUGCGCAUCAAGCCGUGACGCGACGGCCGCAGCGGCGGUGCCAGUGACAGGCAGGCAUCUAGUGAUUGUGCACUGCCAGCUUGCAAACAUGUACUGUUAAGGUAACAUUGUGGACCUGAUUGAGCCGGCGAUGUACGGUACAUUGUGCGGCAUAUGGAAGCAGUUGAUGUCGGCUGUGGUUACGCUGCCGGUCACAAUGGAACCCUAGAAGGUGGCCGAGUUGCCAGUCGGUGUAAGUUGAGAGGCUGAAUCCCCAAUUGUGUUGUGCCGUGGCUCCGUGAGGCGAUGGACUGUGGGCAGUUGCGGGCACGCGUCUGAGGUGUUGGAAACGGACCUGUUGCUCGGUUCCCCGGCUCAU
Molecule: messenger RNA, 7062 nt
Organism: Chlamydomonas reinhardtii
Lineage: Eukaryota; Viridiplantae; Chlorophyta; Chlorophyceae; Chlamydomonadales; Chlamydomonadaceae
Exons: 5
Coding region: 138-6722 (2194 amino acids)
Source: RefSeq, a predicted model, not a curated record